Molecule: messenger RNA, 834 nt
Organism: Paramuricea clavata
Lineage: Eukaryota; Metazoa; Cnidaria; Anthozoa; Malacalcyonacea; Plexauridae
Source: the annotation of a GenBank genome assembly
AUGGACGGGAAGCUUCUGCUAAGUACACACUUCGAAACCGUGCUUGCCAAUAGAGAUUGUGACCUUACAACACUCCAGCCAUGCAACCAUUCCGAGGCAGACACGAGGAUCCUCCUGCAUCUGGCACAUGCUGUACAGCAGGGUCAUACAACAACCUAUGUUCGCACGGUGGACAGCGACGUCGUAGUAAUUGACAGUCAGGUUUUUCGAUACGCUCGGCCUAUCGGAGCUCUGGGUUGGUUUCUGAACCGGAAAAAGUACUGUGACAUUCCAGUCCAUGUCCGGCAUUCCAACCUUGGUCCAUCAAAGUCUCUCGCGCUACCCCUCUUCCAAAGCUUAACUGGGUGCGACACAACUUCGCAGUUCCUUGAUUGUAGCAAGAAGACUGCCUGGGCAGCCUGUACCAGCUUAUCGGACCUAACGGACACAUUAGUGUCUCUCACGGAAGACCCUACACUCUUCAGUAUCGAUUUUGUGCACAUGCAGCGGAUUGAACGAUUCGUUGUCCUUAUAUACAGCAAGGGCUGUGGUGUUGCCAGAGUGAACGAAGCGAGGCAUCGUCUCUUCACCAAUGGAAGCAGAUCAUUGGAAAACCUCCAACCUACCCAAGCGGCUCUAUUCCAGCAUGUGAAACGAGGAUUAUUGCAGGCCAGUUUCUACUGGGAUAAGGCCACCUCCAUCCAGCAAGAAAUCCCCAAUUUUUUGAGUCGGGCUGACAUAAAGAUGGAACCAUUGGCUGACAUAAAGAUGCACCUUUAUGGACCACACUCACAGAUGCUUCAGUGGCAUGCGCCAUUCUAUUGCACUCCAUUGGCCACAAGGCAUGCCAAUUAA